Molecule: messenger RNA, 3120 nt
Organism: Lizanozyma spartinae
Lineage: Eukaryota; Fungi; Ascomycota; Pichiomycetes; Serinales; Debaryomycetaceae
Exons: 2
Coding region: 1-3120 (1039 amino acids)
Molecular function (GO): protein binding
Source: RefSeq, a predicted model, not a curated record
AUGUUCAUGUUGAACACCCCAGGACAAAAGUUGCUUUCCAAUAGAGGUGCUCAAUCAGUCGUGGUGACGUCGCCAUGCAAUAUGUUCCGAAUUCAUACGGUGAAGUCCACCCCCAUGGGCAUUGAGUUGACCAAACACUUCAACAUCAGUAUUCCGGGGAUCAUCUUGCAUUCAUGUUUGUCUGAAGUGACUACUGAGUAUUCUGAUAAUUAUCAUACGCUCUUCAUUGCCAAUUUCACUUCUUCAAACAGACUCAAAUAUAACAUCUUCAUGUGGAAUCUGAAUGAGGGGAUACCUCAAUCGUUGAGACGAUAUUCAUUGCUUAUGGAUAACACUACUACUAUCCCCAUAAUGGUGGAAUCCUUGCCCAAUAACUUGGCUUAUUUGGCCAUCUGCAAAACCAGCUUGAUUAUCAUUGGCAUUGAUAAUAUAACUUCUGCCAAUUAUGAGUUCAAGUCAAUUCCAUACACUGGUGGCUUCCCCACUGCAUCGUAUAUCCCCCAAUCCAAGAUUAGAAGUAGUAAUAGUAGUAGGGGUCCUAAAUCCGAUGAAGUCAUCUUCACUACUGUGGAUGGAACGGUGUAUUCGUUUGUCAUUAAUGGACUUGAAGAUAUUACUUUAGAACCCAUUGCUCGUAUACCUGAUUCUGUGUCUGUGUUCACAUUUGAACGAGAGAACAAGGACAAUAGUAUUGUUAUGUCGUUUGGGAGCUCAACAGGGUCCAAUAGAAAGAUUCAGAUAAACAAACUCCUUCAUGAAGAUGAUAAUGAUGAUAAGACACCUUUCAAUACGAUUAUUGAUUAUAAAAAUUGGUCACCUUUGUCUCAUGUGCAGCUUCUAGCAAACUCCGAAGACCCAGAAGCAGACAAUCUCACUACUUUAAAGCAUGAAAUAUGGGCUAUAUCGGGUCGAGGGAAGCGAAGUCGACUUUUACAAGUUCGGAACGGGUUCUCAGCCUCAAGAUUAAGUAAUUGCUACCUGAAGCUUAAGAAAUGUUUGCGUAUUUCGGUGGUUGAAUGGGAAGAUAAAAUACUAUUAGCUUGUUCCUUACCAUUUGAAACAAUCUUCCUUGAAUAUAUGGCUGACCAAGAAGAGUGCUUUGCUGAGCUUAUUGAUGAGACUUUACCUGUGGCCAAUGAGACAUUGGGAUUUGGCGUAGCUAACGAUAAAAGGCAUGCCAUGAUUUUCAAGCCAACCAGUGUUGUUCUAACAAAUUUCCAAGAUAUCUUUGAGACUAUUCUCUUGGAAGACAACUGGACGUUUCUUUUCGUUCAAUUCCUGGCCAAUUCUGAUUCUGUUUACAAUAUUCGACAGAAAACACAGUCUGAAGAAACAGUCUUUACCUUAGUCAAAAUGAAGGGUAUUAUUGUUGAUAAUGCUUUGGCAACGGAAGUUAGUGUCAACUUAACUUUCCAGCCUUCGUGCUUAUACACCACGACCCUCCAGGGGAAGCAGUAUGUGCUAGUGGGAGAUUAUGAAGGAAAGAUCUGGAUAUUUGACGGCAACCUUAGCCCAACUGUGACAUCAACACCGAUAUCAUUGCAAGACAUCAAUAGAGUAGCAACAAAUGAAUCUAUAUUAGAUUUCAAACCUGGUGAACAUGUGCCACAUGAUAUCAUGAUCAUACCAUUUGAGAAUGACCACUUCAAGUUGAUUAUUACUACGAAAGCAGGCUAUUUUGUGAGUAUCUCUUUGAAUUUAGAGCUUGGUGGAUCAACACUUGAUGAGGUCAUGAGAGUUGAUGGUGUACCCGUGAACUUGCUCCCAGUGCCCAAGAACCCCAAAGCGGUGUUGCUUGUAUCGCUGAAAACUUGGAUAGUCAACAAUAACGAACAAAACGGCCGUGUCCACCCCGUUUACUUUGAUGAACGGAAGGAAAGAACCAUUAAACUCGCCUGUGCUGUUCCUGGGAACCUUAAUACGUAUUUCUAUGUUAGAGACGAUGGGUUGUGUGUGGCUGAGGUGGUGCCAUUGUCCAAACCCAAUGUGAGACAAGCUACCGUUGGAGAAGAAGUCAAGUCGUUGGUUUAUCAUGAGAACUCCGGCUUGUUCACCGUGAUAUGCCAUCUGAACCCGAAGAAAUUAUCGAGUGUGUUGAAGUUCAUCGACAAACGGUAUUUGAAGCUAUUACCUUCGGAAGAAGUUCCUUACAAGGGGACGACCAAUAUCUUCACUCCCGAUAUCACCGUCAUCUGUACGUGUGUUUGGAACAUUAUGAAGGAGAACAAAGAAGUAGUAUCUAAACGGUUGAUCCUAGUAGGGUGCUCCGACUCCAAGGGGAAGGGGAUGGUUAAAGUGCUUGAUAUCGCAAAGAUCUAUAAAGAAGAUACAAAUACAGUUGUUAAGGUUACCGAGUUGUUUUGCUAUACCCUUCUGGAGGUACCAUCUCAUAUCAUUCAAGUGCGGGGACAGAUCUUCUAUUCUGGUAAGAAACAAUUGUAUUCCAUUGACUAUGAUCCAGAAAGAAAGUCUUUUGUUCAUAAUGAUGAGGUUGUCAAGUUACCCAGUGACAUCAGUUCACUUUAUACCGAUGAAGGCUCAGGCUUAGCAGUUUUAUAUGUUACCACAACAGAGGACUCUGUUUUUGAAUAUGAAGUGGUUGAUCAUAAGCUAAAGCAGUCGUCUCACGAUACUUUCAAGAGAAGCGUGACCAACGUUGCGGUGAUGGACCGUUCCAACAUCUUCAUGGGAGAAUUCGAUUCUUCAUUGGUGGUGAACAUUGUCAAGGAGAAAUCGUUUCUUCGUACAACAUGGUCGUAUACGUUCCCGUUUAUUCCCAAGGUUUACACCACUAAAGUCUCCUUUGGAAGAUCAAAAGACAGGAAUAGAGGAAUCCUUUGUGUUGGUGUUGACGGUACUAUCGUUGUGUUACACUCUGUUUCAACCAAGAGUAACACCAUCAAGGCAUUGAACAACCAGAUAGGUGAAUCGGACUUAAAGUCAAAGUUAACUGAGAGAAUCGCAGAUACUUUCAAUUACCCCAUUCUCCCAUCAAGAAACAUGGGCAGAGGCUUAUUGGUGUUGAAUAAACCAUGCUUUGACUUUGAGGGAAACAGUUCAAAGCUAAUAGACUGUGACAUCGAGCAAAUCAACCAAUUAUGUUCCAGUAUUGAUUUCUAA